Diatraea saccharalis (sugarcane borer) is the source of this 2895-nucleotide messenger RNA. The record is from the annotation of a GenBank genome assembly. NCBI's taxonomy places the organism in Eukaryota, Metazoa, Arthropoda, Insecta, Lepidoptera, Crambidae.
AUGGCUGCAGUGUUAAAGAAAAGAGCAUUAGCAGAGUACAAUAAAUCUUUUCAGGAUGGACCACCUACAAAAAAGCUCCAUCUUGUCAAGAAGCCUCUAAUAGGCAGUUCAGCAGCAGCAUUUGUAGGUCUGUUAGAAAAAUGCAAAUCUAGCGAUGAAGCUCUUCAGUUGCUGCUUCGUAUCUCAGACUGCCUGCAGUUUCAAGAGUCUGAUGUUGAAGAAGCCAUUAAAAAACUGUCUGAGCACUUUCAAUCGGAAGAAGAUUCUGUUGUGAGAGUUAAAAUACUUUGGCUGUUUUGUGACAUCGGAUUAGAAUGUCCAGGUGCAAAUCUUAAUAAUUUAAUUGAUGAAACUAUACAUCUGAUAAAAAAUGAAACAUCCCAUAAGGUAAUAGCACAAGGAAUGGCGACACUGAUAAAACUUGGCAAUAAAUUGACCGAUGAUAAAAUUCUCAUGAUGCGAUUGGUUAGUGUCGCUAAGGACAACUUGAAGGACACUAGUCACCAGGUCAAGUGCCGGUGCCUACAGCUAAUAAGUGAACUCUACCCUAUAUACCCAGAGUCUGAGAGAACAACCGAUAUGUCGGCUGAGGCUAAUGCUAUUGUCAAGUUGCUUGCAGAUUAUUCUAAUGCUGAGGAUGCAAGAGUGCGCUGUGAGUCUUUCCAGUCCCUGUUAACUCUCGAUGAACGAGGUCAGACGUUAAGUGCUGAACUAUAUGAUAAUGUAUGUCCAGCUCUCUCUGAUGAUUAUGAGAUUGUUAGAGAGGUGGCCCUGAAGUUAGUAUGGCUAUUGGGCAAUAAAUAUCCUGAAAAUCUUACAACUCUACAGGAUGGAGAGACAACAAUGCGUUUGGUGGACGACGCGUUCAUUCGCAUUUGUUCGGCAGUGAAUGAUCUCUGCAUGCAAGUGCGUGCGUUGGCUUGCACGCUCCUCGGUACAACACGUGGAGUAUCCGACCGGUUCUUGCUGCAGACUUUAGAUAAACAGCUCAUGAGUAAUAUGAAGAAAAAGCGCACCGCUCACGAGCGUGGUGCCGAGUUGGUGCGAUCCGGGGCUUGGGCUAGUGGCCGGCGGUGGGCCGACGACGCUCCCGGACAGCUCGUGGAGCAGGACGACGUGCAGCUGCUGCCCGGCGGCGCCGCCGGGGCCUUCGUGCACGGCCUCGAGGAUGAGCUGAUGGAGGUCCGAACCGCGGCUGUGGAUGCCGUCUGCCAGUUGUCCAUGGAGAAUCCUGUAUUCGCGACCACAUCACUAGAUUUCUUAGUGGAUAUGUUCAACGACGAAAUAGAGGAUGUGCGGCUGCGGGCUAUUGACAGUCUCACGCGUAUCUCACACCAUAUAGUGCUGCGGGAAGACCAGUUGGAAACUAUACUCGGCGCACUGGAGGAUUACUCCAUGGAUGUCAGAGAGGGUCUUCAUAGAAUGCUUGGCUCUUGCACCGUCGCCUCUAAGACCUGCCUCGAGAUGUGCAUUGACAAAAUACUAGAGAAUCUCAAGAGAUAUCCACAGGACAAGCGGUCUACGUUUCGUUGCGUGCAACAAUUGGGCAGCUCGCACGCGACCCUCGUGUUACCGUUGACGGCGCGAUUGCUCGCUAUACAUCCAUUCUUUGAUAUGCCCGAACCAGACGUCGACGACCCUGCCUACAUGUGCGUGUUGAUCCUAGUGCUGAACGCAGCUCAACACUGCACCACCAUGUUGCCAUUGUUCGAGGAGCAUACCAUCAAACAUUAUACGUAUCUACGGGACACGAUGCCACAUCUCGUGCCGUAUCUGCCGAUAGGUGAUGCACAACAGUCUAAUGGAGAACGCAUAGAGCCGACAGACGACAGCGCAGUGCGACGCUUCUUCGACUCUGUGCUGCAGCACAUAGAUAACACGACGCUAUCUACUAACGUGCGCCUCAAGAUGUUACAGUCCGCUGAAGAGCAACUGAAUAAGUUGUCAGAGAUGGAGCCGAGCGUGUCUGGCGCGGCUAACUUCACGGCUUUGUUCGCUCGGAGCGCUAGAAUGCUGCAUGAAGCGUUGAAUUCUAGCUCUGGCCCGCCGGUUCAUGCGCUGCAGCAACUCACUACGGACUGUCUCAGACUUCAGCAUCAGUUCAGCGGUGUGACCGACCAGGAGAACGCGUGCGUGGUGCAGCUGGGUCUGCGCGUGUGCGCUGCGCGACUGUGGGGCGCGGCGGCGGCGGCGGGGGCGGGCGCCGCCACCACGGGGGCAGCCGGCCUCACCACGCCCGCCGCCCCCGCUCCCGCCGCGGCCGCCGCGCUCUCCGCCGCCGCCGCGCUCACUCACCACGCCGAGCUGGCGGACCGAGUGCUCGCCGCCGCUGGCGUGGAGCCGGACCCGUUCACGAUCGCAGUGUUCCAGCAGCUGUCGAUGAACGCGGACAACAAGCCGGCCGCGCUCGCCCGCGCCAUCGUGCCACUACUGCAGGCGGCGCCGCUUCCAAUUAUACCGAAACCGAACCUCAACAUCCGCAUGUGCACAGCCAGUAUAAUAGAGCCAGCGAGCGAUAACGACACCGUGCUACGUUUCUGCGCUGGUUUGGUAACGAGUGUCGCUUUGGAGGCGGAAGUGUGUCGCGUGAGAGAGCCCGGCGCUUUGAGAGUGCGAGUCGCUUACCCUGAUCGUAGAGUACACGCGCUACGACCGCCCAGAGAUCAUCUACGUCCACUAGACCAUCAUCACAUCAAUGAAGAUGGCACACAGAAUGUACGAUUAUUAACAAAGGUGUUAAUAUCGCACGGUGUAUGGACAGAGCCAUGCGGCGUUGACAUGUCAGUGUGUCUGGCCGUCGAAGAAGGUGCUGGCCGGGAGCCUGCACAACUUGUAGAGUUAUGUCGACCUGUUCGUGUGACAGUCGCACCUAAACCCAUCAAACGUGGCAUUUGA